AAGGAACUAUUGUUCAUUCACAGCAGUUUAAUUUCUGGAAUCGAAGACGAUUCUGUUAAACAAGUAGUUCAGAAUUUUCAAGCAAGAAGAAGAUGAAUCCGAGCAUUUUCUCUUGCAAUCUACGGUCAAAUUUGGGGAGCGACCUGGCCCUCAAGUCUUCCGCAUCAAAGUCCAACGCCGAGGAGUUCCCAGAAAUCAACGCCUUAAAACUCCAAUAAUUUUGGGGGUAUUUCGUUAAUUUCCCCUAAUUUGUUUGAGAUUUUCAGAUUCAGAACGACAAGUCGUCAUGGAAACGAAUCUAUCGCGUGUGGAAUCGUCUUCAUUUGCGCUCAUUUUCAGGCACUGGGAUGAGGGAUUUAACGAACUUUGAAUUAUUGGAGGGCCCUUCUGAUGUGGAGAGGAGAAAUAAUUUUCAACUUUGGCGCGUCAAACGUUGCUGCUCGGCUCGAUAAGCCUGUGGAGAAGAGCAGCGUACUUUGGAAGAUACUUCAACUUGGGCUGUUGCGGUUGUUUGUUUUUUCUUGGUUGCUAUUUCAAUCUUCAUUGAACAUCUCAUUCACCUCACCGAAAAGUGGCUGGAGAGAAGGCAUAAGCCAGCGCUUGUUGAAGCUCUAGAAAAGGUUAAAGCAGAGCUUAUGCUGUUGGGAUUUAUAUCCCUACUUCUAACUAUUGGACAAGAUGCUGUCACUAAAAUUUGCGUUUCGAGGGAGCUUGCGGCAACUUGGCGUCCCUGUGCAGGAAAAGAAAAAGCACCCAAGAACAGCCGUCUUAAACUUUUUGAAUUUUUAGAUCCUGAUUAUGGUUCGAGGCGUAUUUUAGCUUCAAAAGGAAACGAUGCAUGUGCUGAUAGGGGCCAAGUCGCCUUUGUGUCAGCAUAUGGAAUCCACCAGCUCCAUAUUUUCAUCUUUGUACUGGCUGUCUUCCAUGUCUUAUACUGCAUAGCCACUUUGGCUUUGGGCAGAACAAAGAUGAGAAAAUGGAAGGCUUGGGAGGACGAGACAAAAACACUUGAAUACCAGUACUAUAAUGAUCCAGCAAGGUUUAGAUUUGCUAGAGAUACAACGUUUGGACGCCGACACUUGAGCUUCUGGAGUCGUACACCAGUUUUCCUCUGGAUUGUUUGUUUCUUCAGACAAUUCUUUGGAUCAGUUACCAAGGUUGAUUACAUGACAUUGAGACAUGGAUUCAUCGUUGCUCAUUUGGCGCCCGGAAGUGAAGUAAAAUUUGAUUUCCACAAAUACAUUAGCAGAUCUCUCGAAAAUGACUUUAAAGUUGUUGUGGGGAUUAGCCCAGCGAUGUGGCUAUUUGCUGUUCUGUUCAUCCUAACCAAUACGCAUGGGUGGUAUUCAUAUCUAUGGCUGCCUUUCAUCUCCUUAAUUAUAAUUCUAUUGGUGGGAACGAAGCUCCAUGUUAUCAUAACAAAGAUGGGAUUGACAAUUCAAGAAAGGGGCCAUGUUAUAAAGGGUGUUCCCGUCGUUCAGCCCCGGGAUGAUCUCUUUUGGUUCGGACGCCCACAACUUAUUCUCUUUCUGAUUCACUUCGUUCUCUUUCAGAAUGCAUUUCAGCUUGCCUUCUUUGCUUGGACCACAUAUGCAUUUAGCUUGAGAUCUUGCUUCCAUCAGAAGAUUGAAGACAUUGCCAUUAGACUCUCAAUGGGAGUCAUCAUACAAGUUCUAUGCAGUUAUGUGACGCUCCCACUCUAUGCUCUGGUUACUCAGAUGGGCUCUAACAUGAAACCAACCAUUUUCAACGAACGAGUAGCAACGGCAUUGAAGAACUGGCACCACUCUGCCAAAAAACACAUGAAGCAACACCGCAACCCGGAUGGUACCUCGCCAUUCUCAAGCAGGCCAGCUACUCCAACGCACGGUAUGUCUCCCCUCCACCUUCUGCACAAACAUCAGCAGAGCAGCACAUCUCCCAGGCUAUCUGAUGCCGAACACGACCGUUGGGGCAUUGAAGAGCGACCUCUUUCACAUCAUAGUAGAGCCCAUGAUCAUCAAGAACACGAACAUUCCAUUCGACCUUCUUCACAUCAUAGUAGAGCCCAUGAUCAUCAAGAACACGAACAUUCUGUUUCCAGUGGAGAACAGGAGAUGACAGCUCAACAACCAAGUUCAACCAUACCAGGUACCACACCACGUCCUGCUCGUAACGAAAAUGAAAUCACUAGGACUCCCUCAGACUUCUCAUUUGCCAAAUGAUUUAGCCAUGGGAAAUAAGAUCACCCACAACACAUAUUCUUGCACGUUCUUCAAGUACAGGACAGUUCUUUAUACACUUGAGAGGACAGUUCUUUAUACACUUGAGAGGACAGUUCUUUAUACACUUGAGAGGACAGUUCUUUAUACACUUGAGAGGACAGUUCUAUAGCCAUGGCAUAGCAACUAGUUUCCUAUAGCUGUUUUUCCCAAUUUUUCUAUAUUAAUUGACAAGAAAGCCAUUCUUUUCCCACAAUGUUCUAUAUGAAAUGUUCUUGAGAUCUUCCAUCUGUGAUCUGUCACUUCUUGCAGAUAUAAAAUAUUGUAUGGAUUUUUUGAAAGGGUUGAAUACAAAGACAAAGCUUAUCUCCA
Messenger RNA from Cucurbita pepo subsp. pepo (vegetable marrow), 2573 nucleotides. RefSeq names its product MLO-like protein 2. NCBI's taxonomy places the organism in Eukaryota, Viridiplantae, Streptophyta, Magnoliopsida, Cucurbitales, Cucurbitaceae. Gene Ontology annotation, cellular component: membrane. Gene Ontology annotation, biological process: defense response. The record is from RefSeq and is a predicted model, not a curated record.